AUGUCACAAGCUGGGAUAGUGCAAGUGCAACACAAUGGCACUUCCCUCUCACUUCCCUCUCACUUCCCUCUCACUUCCCUCUCACUUCCCUCUCACUUCCCUCUCACUUCCCUCUCACUUCCCUCUCACUUCCCUCUCACUUCCCUCUCACUUCCCUCUCACUUCCCUCUCACUUCCCUCUCACUUCCCUCUCACUUCCCUCUCACUUCCCUCGCACUUCCCUCUCACUUCCCUCUCACUUCCCUCUCACUUCCCUCUCAUGGAAAUGUGGACGGCCUUUACUCUCGAAGCGGCAUCCCAUCAAGCCAUUUACCAGAGCUGCAUGGGUUGGAGAGGUGCCUUGGAGUGUGGGGCGGGGUAUCUCUCCCUCUCACAUCCCCUCUACCCGUCCUCCCUCCCGUCCACCUCCCCUCCUCACCAGUGGACGGCCUUCAGUCGCGUAGUUGGCAUCACAUCAAGCUGCCUAUCAGAGCUGCAUGGGUGGUCAAGUGGGGUACCUUUCCCGCUCACCUCCCUCUCACUUCCCCUCUACCCAUACUCCUCCCCGUCCACCUUCCCUCCUCACCAGUGGACGGCCUUCACUCUAGAAGCGGCAUCCCAUCAAGGUGUCUCUCGGAGCUGCAUGGAUCAGUGUAUCGCGAGAGAUGCCGGGAGUGUGAGGCGAAAUGCCUUUCCCUCUCACUCACUCCCGUCCACCUCCCCUCCUCACCAGUGGACGGCCUUCACUCCAGAAGCGGAAUCCCAUCAGACAGUCUAUCGGAGCUGCAUGGGUGGUGGAGUGAGGUACCUUUCCCGCUCACCUCCCUCUCACUUCCCAUCUACCCAUACUCCCUCCCGUCCACCUUCCCCCCAACAGUAGACGGCCUUCAUUCUCGGAGUGGCAUCCCCUCUCACCGGCUAUCUGAGCUGCAUGGAUCGGUGUACCGGGAGAGUUGCCGUGAGUGUGGGGCGGGGUACGUGCGUCCGUUUGAUGUCACUGCUGCCAGAGGGUCCUCUGCAGCAGUGCGGGCUCGAAUGUCCGCAGGAGGAGGGGGCGGUGUGAAAGAGGAAAACCGAGAGGUGCUGGUGGGUGAGGGGAGGAAGAGGCAUGAACCUGGCAAGGCGAGUUUUGAGUUGACUCAGAAGUCAGCUCAGAUGUCCACAGGAGGAGGGGGCAAUGUGAAAGAGGAGAACCAAGAGGUGCUUUUGGUGCACUUCGGGGAGAGGAUAGACGAUGAGGAGCUGAGAACGGCGAGAGAAGCAAGCAUGGGCGCACACGUGGCGCUCUGCCUUGGGUCCUCCUUCAAGGUCCGUCUGAGUGGUGGCGGUCCCUUCAAGGUCCAUCUCUUCCUGCCGUUAACUGCUUUGCUCCCCUCACCCCACGAGGUGCCACCAGCCAGCAAGCUCCCCCGCCUGUCCACCCACUUGGUGCCACCAGCCAGCAAGCUUCCUCGCCUGGCAACCCACGCCGUCAUCAUCAACCUCCAGCGCACCCCUCUCGACCGCCAUGCUUCCAUCACCAUCCGAGCUCGCAUCGACGCUGUUCUCCCCCGCCUACUGCACCUGCUGCACCUUCCCCUGCCCGCUUACAACCGACACGCCGACCCCCUCCUUUCCCUCUCCAGCACUCCUCUCCACUCCAUCACACACGCUCCUCGCCUCCCCCUCUUUUGCACUCCUCCCCCUUCUUUGUUGCUCAAGCUAAGUACGCAAGCUGCAGAGGAAAAGGGAAAAGAGGUGAAUAGUGAUUCGCCUCUGAAGGUGCGUUUCUCCCUGCAGCACCAUCCAUGGCAUGCAAUAACGAGACAAUGUUCCAGGUGCUACAGGGGACAGCACCAGGCCCAUUCUCUUCUUGCACAAGGCAACGGGGACCAAGGGGAGGAGGAAGAAGCAGAAAGCUAG
Closterium sp. Naga37s-1 is the source of this 1881-nucleotide messenger RNA. The record is from the annotation of a GenBank genome assembly. Lineage: Eukaryota; Viridiplantae; Streptophyta; Zygnematophyceae; Desmidiales; Closteriaceae.